AUGGGGUGCUUCACUUUGGGGCUGCGGUUGCUUUGUUUCAGAAACAACCACCGGAGGUGUUUCGAAUUUCUGGCCACAGUGACCACCGGUGUCCUUUUCCUCAGCCGAGCCCUGAAGCCUCCGGUGGUCUUCAUUGCGACCUCUGUGGUUCUGUGGCUGCUGUGGGCCAUCUUCCAAUGCCGAAGGUAUGGCAAAGGGGUCCUAUUCCUUUGGGGACUUCGAAUAGAUUGUCCGAACCUGAAGUACAGUUUUAUUUGUCCGAGUAUUUUCGCGAUCCUGGCGAUGGUCUUCAUUUGCGUGGGAACGGUGACGCAAGGUCAUAGCAUUGCUGUUCAGAAUUGGCGCUUUUGGCUGGUUCUGGUGAUCUACCCUUUCUGGGGAGUCUUCAUACAGGUGCUGUUGCAGUCCAUGUUGAUGCGGCACUUGAACUGGUUCUUCACUGGCAGUGACGAGGAUGGAGUGCUGGAUUCUCUGGGCAAGUCAAGAGCUGUAUGCUGUGAUAAGAACAGCUGUUGGUAUCUCUGGGGUUCCCUUUUGACGAUUCCAAGCUCCUCCAUCGCCUUCCUCAUUCUGCAUUCGUCGGACGGUUGGCUGAUGGCUUUCCAUGGUGUCAUGGGAAUGGUUUGGGUCGUUGAAUAUUGGAUUCACCAGAAUGUCCUGCCCCUGGGAUUGUAUCAUGGCCUUCUGGGCACGAUGUUUUACUUCUGGUUCAUGGGCCGUGACCCGUUGAACAUCAUGUUCUCAACAUCACAGAUAGGUUGA
Messenger RNA from Cladocopium goreaui, 762 nucleotides. NCBI's taxonomy places the organism in Eukaryota, Dinophyceae, Suessiales, Symbiodiniaceae. The record is from the annotation of a GenBank genome assembly.